CACUCAAGGUCUUAGUGGGUGUUACCAGUUGACUUCGUAGGACUUACGAACGUAAUAGAUGUGUGAUUGACAGUAGACAACGACAGUCAGGCGCGAUAGACUCUACGAACAGAACACAGAUACACUUUGCCUGUCAACGCGCAGUUUUAGAUAAAGGACAUCAGGAGUGAGUUGUAUUUUUUAUUCCAUCAUCGCAAACAACCGGUCAACUAGUGCCUUCAAUCAGAGUUCAUGAAGAAGUGACGACGCUUUUUACACUUUUACAUUUGGUGCCUGGACGGGACGAUUCAUUGCGUGUCUUUAUGUGACAGUUGAGCUAUUUGUCCGUUUACUUUAGAGAUGGCAGAUUUACCGCUGCCGCAACAGUUGGUUGAUAUAGACCCGGAUUUCGAGCCGCUCUCGAGGCCCCGGUCAUGCACCUGGCCUCUGCCUCGACCAGAGUUCAUCGAACCGGCCUGCUCAAACACAUCUUCACCGGCGCCUUCAGUCAAGCAGGAGCCUGUCGAAUACAUCAGUAACCUCCGUUUUUUAGAAGAGUCAGAGGACUACCCGGAGGAUCAGAAACCGCUCGUUUUGUGCAAUGAUUUUCAGUGCCAGGGGAACUGCAUACACCCGCAGCAGGAGCAACAACAUCCACAGCAGUUACAGCAUCAGCAGCAGCACCCGUGUCCUCUGCUGCCGCACCAGCAACAGGUGCCCCCGGUCUCAUCCCCUGUCGGGUCGAUUUCGGUGACCGCCGCCGCAGCCGUGCAGAGGAAAAGCAGCUCGUCGCGUCGGAACGCCUGGGGCAAUAUGUCCUAUGCGGACCUCAUCACCAAGGCGAUAGAGAGCUCACUGGAGAAGCGACUCACCUUGUCUCAGAUCUAUGACUGGAUGGUGAAGAGUGUGCCAUAUUUUAAGGAUAAAGGAGACAGUAAUAGCUCAGCAGGUUGGAAGAACUCCAUCCGCCACAACCUGUCCCUCCACAGUCGUUUUGUUCGUGUGCAGAACGAGGGGACAGGGAAGAGCUCGUGGUGGAUGCUGAACCCAGAGGGAGGGAAGAGCGGGAAGUCCCCCCGACGUAGAGCUGCCUCCAUGGACAACAACAGCAAGUUUACCAAGAGCAGAGGGCGGGCUGCCAAGAAGAAGGUGGCUCUCCAGGACGGGGUAGUUGGGGGUGCAGACAGCCCGGGAGGCUCCCAGUACUCCAAGUGGCUCGGCAGCCCCAACUCCCACAGCCACAGCAAUGAUGACUUCGAGGCCUGGACUACCUUCCGGACGCGUGCCUCCUCCGACGCCUCCACCCUCUCUGGCCGUCGCUCUCCCUUCCUGGAACAGGACAUCGACCUAUCAGAGGCCGACGUCCAUAUGGGCUACCCUGGAGGGGUGGGGCCUAAGAUUACCUCCAUGGCCACCCUGCCCAGCCUAUCAGAAGUGGGCCUGGCCGGCUCCAUGGGGGGUCAUCAUCAUGGUCACCACGGAACAGAGAAUGUCAUGGAGAAUCUCCUUGACAACCUCAACCUGUUGUCCCCCAAGAAUCAAGGCCAGCUGGUGGUAUGUGGCGGGCCUGGGUCUGGGCCCGACUCCUCCCGGUCCUCCCCCUCCUCCAUGCUUCAGAACAGCCCCUAUAGCUCCCCCUCCAUGAACCCCCAACCCCAACAGCAGGACUACAGGAAGUGCCUCUAUGGCCAGGCUGGGCCAGGCAUGAACAGCCCGCAUCUCUCCCCCAUCCCCAUGCAGACGCUGCCAGAGAGCAAGCCUCCAGGGUCCUUUGCACCCUUCCGGAGCCAUUACAACUGCCCCGCUGGGCUCCUUAAGGAGCUGCUGACCUCUGACGUAGCUGACCCCCAUGGCAGGGGUGGGGGUGAGGCCAUGCCCACCAUGGAGACAGUAGUGUCCCAGUCAGGGAGAGGGCGAGGAGGAGGAGGGCGGAUGCUGCCCAACUACAGCAGCCAGGGGCAGGUGGGACAGGUGGGGGGGCACGGAGGGGUGAAAAUGAUGAGUCCACCUCCUCAGCAACACCCACAACACCCUCAGUCCCACCCUCAAAAUCCACACCCUCACCCUCACCUGCAGCCUUUCCACAGCCAGGGCCAGUGCCCUCACCCAUCUGUGUCCUCCAUGAACGGCUGUGGCCUGAUUCCCCUGACCAGCCUCAACCACGCUGGGGGCCCAGCCCGUCUAGCCAGCCUCAGGACACACAUCCACCAGCUACAGCAGCGGCCCCACAGUGGUGGUGGUCACCCAGUUUCAGGCCAUCACAACCACAGUCCCAACCACAGCGGAGCUCCUCCACCCAACUACGGCAGCAGUGCUAAUUGUUAUGGGAGACCAGGUCCAGGUCACAGCUCUGCUCAUCCCCAGUCCCACCAUCGCCAUCACCACCAUCAUCAUCAUCAUCAGGAGAGGCUGCCUAGUGAUCUAGAUGACAUGUCCAUCGAAAGGUUUGAGUGUGACAUGGAGUCUGUUCUUCAUGAUACGCUGAUGGAUGGAGACUCGUUGGACUUCAACUUUGACCCCAUGGUGACCACCCAGGGGUUUAGUCAGGGGGUUGGGGUGAAGACCACCACACACAGCUGGGUGUCUGGCUAAGACACACACACACACCUCUCCGACUCAGAGCAGACAGGUUUUUCACCAUUCUCCACUGGCCUCUAAAGAAACCAUUGCCCCUCUCCAGAGGACUAUCAUCAGCCCGUCCCAAUUCUGUCACUAUCCAUUGCAGAUAUGUAAGGUGGAAGAAAUAAGGUGGAAACUCCAUCACUAAACUGUGUUUACAUAUCUAGACCCUGUAGAUUUGCGAAGAUCAAUGGCUACGGAGGUACUGCGCUGGCUGAGACUGUGAGGGAAAGGCUGGUCUAAAGUUGGCCUUGUAAAUAUAGCAGCACUUGACUCAGCACAAUAUCAUUCACUUCAACAGUACUUGGAAGAAGCUGGAGACUCUUAAAGCAAUGUUUUAUUGUGAAAAAUGUUUUGUGUUUAUUAUGUUAUUUUAGUUUUUGGGAUCUCACAUUAUGUUUUUGCAAGUGUGUAUUUAUUUUUUUAUGUUCAAAAUCAGGGCUGGUUUUAGCGCUUCAAAAACAACUGGAACGGAGUCGGUUCUAUUUCACAUUCAAGUGGGGUCUGUACCACCCUUCAAGGUGCUUUUCAAUAAGGUUGUCAAAAAAAGUUUGACAUAUUAUGUCUGAAUAAGAUAUUAUCGAUGUAAAUAUGCUACUAUACUUCAAACAUAUAGUGCAUUCGGAAAGUAUUCAGACCGCUCAACUUUUUCCACAUUUUGUUACGUUACAUCCUUAUUCUAAAAUUGAUUAAAUUGUUUUCCCCCCUCAUCAAUCUACACACAACACCCCAUAAUUACUAAGCAAAAACAUUUUUUGUAAUUGUAUAAAAUAAAAAACCUGAAUGUGACAUUUUCAUAAGUAUUCAGACCCUUUAGUCAUUACUUUGUUGAAGCAUCAUUAGCAGUGAUUACAACCUGGAGUCUUGUUGUGCUCCCUCUCCGGCCUCUAGGUCACCAGGCUGCUCAUUAUGGCGCACACCUGGCACCAUCGUUACGCGCACCUGCGCAUCAUCAGACUCACCUGGACUCCAUCACCUCCCUAAUUACCUUCCCUAUAUAUGUCACUCCCUUUGCUUCCUUCCCCAGGUGUUAUUGUUUCUGUUUCAUGUCUGUGCAUUGUUCGUGUUUCUUGUUUUGUAUUAUGUUUUCAUUUAUUAAUUAAAUGAUUCACUCCCUGAACUUGCUUCCCGACUCCCAGCGCACACAUUACAACUACAAGCUUAGCACACCUGCAUUUGAGGAGUUUCUCCCAUUCUUCUCUGCAGAUCUUCUCAAGCUGUGUCAGGUUGGAUGGGGAGCAUCGCUGCACAGCUAUUUUCAGGUCUCUCCAGAGAUGUUCGAUCACAUUUAAGUCUGGGUUCUGGCUGAGCCAUUCAAGGACAUUUGUCCUGAAGCCACUCCUGCAUUGUCUUGGCUGUGUGCUUUGGGUCGUUGUCCUGUUGGAAGGUCAACCUUUGCCCCAGUGUGAGGUCCUGAGCGUUCUGGAGAAGGUUUUCAUCAAGGAUCUCUCUGUACUUUGCUCAGUUCAUCUUUGCCUCGAUCCUGACUAGUCUCCCAGUCCCUGCCACUGAAAAACAUCCCCACAG
Messenger RNA from Salmo salar (Atlantic salmon), 4125 nucleotides. RefSeq names its product forkhead box protein O1-A. The record is from RefSeq and is a predicted model, not a curated record. Gene Ontology annotation, molecular function: DNA-binding transcription factor activity, RNA polymerase II-specific; RNA polymerase II cis-regulatory region sequence-specific DNA binding. NCBI's taxonomy places the organism in Eukaryota, Metazoa, Chordata, Actinopteri, Salmoniformes, Salmonidae. Gene Ontology annotation, cellular component: nucleus. Gene Ontology annotation, biological process: regulation of transcription by RNA polymerase II.